Molecule: messenger RNA, 8036 nt
Organism: Salvelinus namaycush (lake trout)
Lineage: Eukaryota; Metazoa; Chordata; Actinopteri; Salmoniformes; Salmonidae
Product: G patch domain-containing protein 8-like
Exons: 7
Coding region: 2398-6699 (1433 amino acids)
Cellular component (GO): nucleus
Molecular function (GO): nucleic acid binding
Source: RefSeq, a predicted model, not a curated record
UGCUGUUGGAACUCGCCGCCGUUGCUUUUCAUCGUCCGUCUGUCUGUUUUCUUCUUCAUUUAGUGCAUUCCUUCAUCUGUUGUUCAGCACACAGCCUGCGCCUCAUCUCCGCCCUCACACUCUGCUCAGUCCAUUCUGAUUGGCUCAUCGAUCAGUCUCAGCCGUUUUGGACUGAAGUUUCUCCCCAUCACCAGCCCCACCUGGUUUUCCUCAUUCUAAUUUACAGACACAGCUAGAGUUAUUAUGGGGGAGGGUUACAGACUAUUGGCUUACAUUUGAUUUCCCCCACCUACCCUGAGAGGUGCUAUUAGAUCAACUACUACUCUGCUCAGCCAGUGCUUGUGUUUCAGUGUGGGUUGUUGCAGGCAGCUACAGCACCAUCCUACUGCGGUGAGAACUAAAAGCAUCCCUAGUAUCUCUUUGUCAAUGGGAGCAGGGAGGAGCCCACUGCAGCACCAUCUGCAGUGCAGAGAGACGAGGCUGCAGAGGAUCAUGGGAAUUGUAGUCCUCCAGCCCCUCUUUUAUUUAUAUCUGCUCUGACUUGAUGUGUCUAGCAACCAGCAUGAACAUAUUUAUAUGGUGACACCAUGCUAGGUGAUGUAUAUCCCCAGUUAUUGUAAGUACACAUGCGAUCCCUUUCUCCAGCAUAUCUGACCGACACACAGAUACAGCUCAUAUAUAUUUUAUCAGCAAGGCUCUACAACAAAUACUGUAUGUGAGGGAGAUUGUCAGUGGCUUUGGAGGGGAGUUGCCAUUUCAACAAUAUUUUAUGUGACUCACUUAAAACAAACCAAUUAGGUAAUGAUAUUGUAGUUAACGAUAAGCAAGCAGGGAGCGUUUACUUAGUUAUACAGAUGGGGGAGGGGGGGUACUAGUUUGGGUAGAAAUACCACAGGGACUUGAUAAAAUUGACUAAAAUCCAUCUCUUGGACAAAGGCAGAUGGGCGGAGAUGCAGCAUGUUCUGUGUGUGACAACCACUACCCCUUCCACAUGCACUAACCCAUACUGCCCCCCCUCCCAACACCACCCUUACAGCUCCAUCCACUUCCACUGCCCUCUCUCUGUCAAGACAAUCUACUAUGACCCUGUCCAACCAUCACCUCUGUGCUUGAGCCCAUCUCAGACUAACACCAUUGGUCCGUAGGCAUUCUGUUGACCCUGCCCUUCUGUAUAUGCAUCAUCAUAUACAGUCCAGUACUAACACCGUCUCUUUUUGUUAAACUCUAACAAAAAGCUGCAUGCUGUUUUACUGUUUGGUUUCAAUCCCUCCCACUUGGUUUUCUGUUUGAAAUUUGACAUCUACUCUCUUUGUGAUUAUAAAUAUCCUUUUUUGGGGGUUGGUUUGUAUGAUUUUGGUAGAUUGCAGCACCCUGGGGAAUGGUAGUAGAAAAGCUUGGAAUAGUUAUAAUCACAACUGAAAUGCAACCUUUUUAUUUUUUCAAAUCUCAUUGUUUCUGUUUUCUUUGUGUUUGAUGAUGUACUGUAGUGGUGCGACAGUCUUGCUUUUCACUUUGUUUUACUGCUGACCCAUAGCGUUAAGUCUCAGUCACGCACCUGAAGUCUUCCUCUCUCAUACACAGUCAUACACACUCUCAACCUUGGGCCUUGUAAUGGUAACCCAAGGCCCUCUUAGCACUUUCUCUCUCUCUUUCUUUCCCCCUCUUUCGCUGUAUUUCCCUCGUGACAGCUGCAUAUUUUUCGUGGCGCUCCCCUCUGUCUUGGUUAUGGAAUCACAACAAGCUUGGAGUUUCUGGUCCUCUUUCUGUUAACGCAAGAUUUCCAUACCUCGUUUUUGUUCCAUUUGUCUGUGUACGAUAGAUCUCGCUCUAUAGCGGUUCAUAUAUGUAUAAGCGUGUGAUACAUAUAUUACCGUCUCCUUUCUCCUCUUCCUCCUUCCCCUCGUACCUCCCAGACAGCUGAUAUUCUCUGUGUUACAACAAUGAGUAGAACAUGGGACUGUUUGUAAGCUUUAGAGGUUUUAAUCAGUUCCUGUUAGGGUAGGCUCCUUCUCUAUCCCUCAGUGUGGCCAUAAGGAUGUUAGUACAGAGACUACACACUCCCUCCCUCCUUCCCUCCCUCUUCACCUCCCCCUGUGUUGGAAGACACUGAUGUCACAUGGUGUAGGAGGUGGUGAUGAUUUGAUAGUAGUCCUGUAUGUGUUUGUGACCCGUGCCCACGGGAAAAGCUUUUCUUAUUAUUGGAAUGUUUUUGGUCUUUUUCUCCUCUGUUCUGUCUGCCAGGAUAACAUUGGGCACCGGCUGCUUCAGAAACAUGGCUGGAAGCUGGGGCAAGGACUGGGCAAAACCAUGCAGGCGAUUUGAUCCUGCCCAUGUUGUGCUGAUGGUAAACUUAGUGGACGCACUGACCCUGUGCCCAUCAUCCUCAAAUAUGAUGUCAUGGGGAUGGGACGCAUGGAGAUGGAGUUGGACGUUGCCGAAGAUGCUACAGAGAAGAGGAAAGUGCUGGAGGUGGAGAAGGAAGUCACAGAGGAAUUACAGCAGAAAUACAAGGACCAGGUGGAAAAGGAGAAGGCCAUCGCUAAAGCCCUGGAAGAUCUGAGGGCCAACUUUUACUGUGAGCUGUGUGAGAAACAGUACCAGAAGCACCAAGAGUUUGACAACCACAUCAACUCGUACGACCAUGCUCAUAAGCAGAGGCUUAAGGAGCUGAAGCAGAGGGAGUUUGCGAGAAACGUGUCAUCACGCUCCCGGAAGGGUGGGAAGAAGCAGGAGAAGCUGCUACGCAGGCUGCAUGAGCUGGCUGAGCAGAGGAAACAGCAGAACCGUACCCCGGGAAGUGGUCCCAUGUUCAAACCCACCACUGUGGCAGUAGACGGGGAGAAGGGUGAAGAGGGGAGUGCUGUAACCCCCGAGUAUGUUCCCCCUGCAGACACUGCCAUGGAUGGCUUGUCAGGGGAGGAGAAGAGCAGUGGGGGUCAGGCCUCCCCCAAACCAGCCCCCACCGUCAGCUUCUCCCUGGGGAAGAGCAGCUCAUCCCCGGCCGGGGCCUCCAAGGUCAGCGUGUCCUUCUCCUUCGCCAAGAAACCCCCGGUGAAGCUGGAGACGGUCGCAGCAGUGUUGGCUAAACUCCAUCAGGAUGACGAGGAGGAGGGGGGGGGACAGGAGGAGGGAGGGGAGAAGUCCGUGGGACAGGAGGAGACGUCAGGCUGCAGCACCGAGAGCCCCAAGGGAGGAGGAGGGGGGAAUGGAACAGCAGGGCCAGAGGAGGAGGAGGAGGAGGAGCAGCAGGAGGAGCAACUACAUCAAGAACAACCAGAGCAGGAGGAAGAGGAUGAUGGCGCCUCCCUAGCCUCCACUCUCAACAAGCUGAAGAUGAUGAUGAAGAAGGAGGAAGGCUGGGCCGGCCAGGAGCCUGAGUACUACCACUACAUCCCACCAACCCACUGCAGAGUCAAACCACGCUUCCAGUUCCUGGUGUUCAUGAAGGCCACAGACCAGUGUGAGAUCAGGGAGCAAGAAGAAGAUGAAGAGGAGGUGGAAGAAAAGGUGGUAGCAGAGGUUUCUGAGCAGACACAGCCAAAAGCUACCGAGUGCAAAUCAGAAGAGCCAGAGAAGACUCCUGCAGCUCCAGUCACAGAGCCCACUCCUACUCCCACAUCACCUAAACUGAAGACUGAAGAGGCCUCUGCCAGCUUCACAGACCCCCCUCCCACAACGGCCCCCACUAUAGUACCAGACAACAAGCAGGAGGCCCCACUCCCAGAGCUCAACUUGGGCCCCAAAAUCCCCACCGGUCCCUUCUUCCUGGUCCUGAGCAAAGACGAGAGCACCACUCUGCAGUGGCCCUCGGAGCUGCUGGAUUUUACCAAGGCUCAGCCCGCCCUCUCUUACAGCUGCAACCCCCUGUACUUCGACUUCAAACUGUCCCGCAACAAAGGGGGCCGUGCUGGACGAGCAGCAAAGUCCUCCAAGCCCGCUGGUGAAGGAGCUGAGAAAAAAAACAAUCCUGAGGCAGCUGCUGCAGUCAACGAGAGGAAUGCUGCUGCUGCCACCACCACCCCUGGGCCCAGCACUGACAACACUGAUAAGGAGCAGCCCUCCUUAAAAAUAGAGGGUUCCCAAGGGGAGACUGAGGAGCAAAAGCUACAGAGUAGCACAAGCGGAGCCAAGAAGAAGAAAAAGAAGAAGAAGAAGAAGCAUAAGAAAUCUGGCAAAGGCUCCAAGUGCAAAGAAAAAGAGAAGGGAGCCAUAGUGGACGGGGACGCGGAAACUGCGAUCCUAGGAGAGAAAACCAAAAAGAAGAAAAAACACAAACGAAAGAAGAGCAAAAACAAAGGUGAGGAGGGGGAAGGAGGAGGUGGUGGUGGUGAUAAGGAAAAGCCUAAAGAAGAAAAAGCAACAGUUUCUAGUGCUCCCCCAGCACCAGCACCAGCAGGAACAGGAACGGAACCUGGGAAGAGGAAACGACCAGCCAAAGAAGCACUUCAGAAGUCCGGGACAGAGGAAGGUGGGGCAGGGAAAGGCUCUGACGAGGCCAAGCCCUCUGAGGAGCACAACGGCACCAAGCGUCUGAAGACAGACCCCAGCGCCCCACCCAGCGCUUCCUGCUCCUCCUCGGCCCAGAAGAGCCCCGGGCCAGGCAGACCACCCAGCAGUGAGAGUGAGGAGGAAGGAGGUGGAGGCUCGGCUUCCCGAUCCAGCCGCCGCAGGUCCACGCCCCGAGAGGGGCGCCGGCACCAGAGCGAGGACUCCGGCCGCUCCCGAAGCCGCUCGUCGCGUCGGGGAGACGGGCGAGGGAGCAGCCGGCGGCGACACCGCGGCCGGGCCUCCCGUAGCCAGUCAGACUCCAGCAGCUCAGAGCGCUCCUCGAGCGCCUACAGCCGGCGCAGCCGCAGCUACUCAGACAGUUACAGUGACGACAGUGACGGGGGGCGCCACCGGAGACACUCUAAACGCUCCUCUGACUCCGAGUACGAUCGACGGGGAAGCGGCGGGCGGCGGCGCUCCAGAAGACGUCACUACUCGUCCUCGUCCUCCGAGGACUCUCGCUCCCGCUCACGCAGCCACAGCCGCAGGAAGAGGCACCAGCGGCGGCACCGGAGCAGCUCUCGGAGCUCUAGCAGCAGGAGCCGCAGCAGCAGCACCAGGUCGUGGAGACGCAGCUACAGCCGCAGCCACAGCUCAGCCAGCCGCUCCUCCAGCUCCACCAAGGGCUCCCCUCACCGGGGUCGUGGAGGCCAGGGGGGCCACAGGGGCCGGGCAGACAGCGCCACAUGCCGCCGAGACUUCAACCGCUCCUGCAUCUACCGCUCCCAGUCCCCCCGCUCUGCCUCAUCACGAGCCACAAACCGCAACAGCAGCUCCCAGAGCCAGAGGGCAGGGGGGUCCCGGGGAGGAGGAGACCAGAGGAACUCUUCCUCACACUUCACUGCCCGCCAGCUUCUGGAUAAGAACCAGUCCAGGAAGGGAUCUGAUGUCCCAACCACAGGGACCAAGUCUGGCGCCAAGAUCAAGGACCCACCAUCGGGCUACUUUGGGCCCAAACUGCCUCCAGCUCUGGGCAAUAAGUCCAUGCUGCCCCUGUUCGGUAAGCUGCAGGCAGGGAAGAAAUUCCCUGCGAUCUCCCUGACCCGGCCCGAUGGUGGAGAGAAGUCAUCAGCAGGGAAAGGUUCAGAUGCCGGGGGAGAGGUCAUCCUGAUGGAGCCCAUCCGGGAGUUCCCCCCACCGCCUCCCCCUCAACCAGCUCAUAAGAAAGUGGAGGAGACAGUAGUAGUAGUUCAGGAGGCCCGCCACCUCACCCUGGACGCACGGGUACUUCAUGAGCCCCGGCCGCUGUUCGAUCAGGAGCCCUCCAUGCUGAUGCCCCCAUACCAGGGCGAGCCGGGACAGGACCCCUCCCAGAACCCCAUGAUGGAGCCCCUCAUGCCCGACAUGCAGCAGCAGCCACCCCCCAUGCACGCCUACCCCAACUACCCCCCGCCCAGCCUGGAGGAGGAGGACAUGGGCAUGGAGGCAGAGGAGGACAGUCUGGCCCCGCUGGAGAGCCAGCCCAUCACCUUCACCCCAGAGGAGAUGGAGAAGUACGGCAAGCUGCAGCAGGCCGCCCAGCAGCACAUCCAGCAGCAGCUCCUGGCCAAGCACAUCAAGACCUUCCCCUCAGCCGCAGCAGCACAGGCUGCAGCGAACAUGGCUGCAGCAGCUAACCAUCUGCAGCAGGCACCCCCUCCCCCCCAGCAGCAGAUGAUCCAGAUCCACCAGCCUGCCGUGUCUGCAGCCUCGGCUACCUCCAUCACCACAGUACAACACCUCAUCCAGCAGCACCAUGCUGCUCAGGCUGCAGCCAUGGGCAUCCACCCACACGGCCCCCACCCGCACCCCCAGUUAGCCCAGGUCCACCACAUCCCCCAGCACCACCUCACCCCCAUCUCCCUGUCUCACCUGGGACACUCUCUAGGCCACACUCUGGGCCACCAGUUGGGAGUGGGACACACUGGACUGAUCCCUGCCCACCACACGGCCUUCCUCUCUGGCCAGCCCAUACACAUUAUCCCAGCCUCAGCACUUCAUCACCACAGCCCCUUAGCCCUCCACCACAUACCACACUCAUCCCUCUACCCAACGCUGUUCGCCCCCCGGCACUCUAACGCCGCUGCGGCAGCCGCACUGCAGCUCCACCCCUUCCUGCACCCCAUCUUCUCAGGGCAGGACCUACAGCACCCCCCUAACCACGGCUCCUGAGAAAGACCUUCACUAGAGCCAUGUGUCCACAUCAGAGGAGGGUGUUUUGGCCAGAGCAGGCCUGGUUAAACAUCUGUUAACAUGGAGAGAGGGAGGUGUAGUGGCACCAUUGUGCAGCAGGUGAUGAUGAGAAUAUCAUCAAAAUGGCCACCAUUAGACCACUGGCCAGACAGAGGUGCUGUGAUAUGCUGCCUGUGCAGAGGUAAACAACAGACAUUUACUGUGGGCUCUUUGAAUGGACCCCUCCGAACAGUUGACUGACUUUCACCCUGAGGUUUCUGGACAGGGUGGAGGAGGGUUUGAGGCAACCUCAAAUCUAAGACGGCAGUUUGUUUUGAAUGGGAACCCAGUUUAAAAGAAGAAGAAAAAAAAAGCAGAAACCUCUGGAGUAUUUUUUUUUUUGUCCCACAGUUUAUAACUGAUUGUUGCUGUAAAUGUUCUUCUUUGUUUUCUACAGCCAAAGACAUGCAGUGGCUGAAGCCAUAAGCAGGAUGGUGUAGUGGGAAUGGAAAGGGGGAGAUGAGAUGGUGACAUGGGGGGGUUUAGGGUGACAUCCAUGACUGGAAACAGCCUUGACUUAGUAAUGUAAUCUGGUGGCUCUACUCUACUGCCUGAAUUCUGUUGUCAUUAAUAUCUAAUGUUCUCACAUGACUACUUGCUCUCUUCAUGACCCGUAAUAUUCACCAACAAUUUGUAAUACGGUAUAGAGUACAUAGAUCACUGAGCAAUGUGAAGUAUCCCUCUAAUAUGAUAGGGAUGUUCUUUAUUACUGACUAAUGAAAUGUUGCCCAUAAGGAAAUUAAAAUGGUCACUGGUGGGGGAACACCGAUAAGAGGUUGGGUGAAGCUCAUGUUUUAUUAGAGGUACUGUGGGGGGGUCACACCCUCUUAGUGCUGUAGGGUUAAAGGUCAUGUUGUUCCAAGUGGUAGUGGUUGUAUAUUGAAAUGACUUGCACUGAAAUCUGUACAUCAAGAUGCUGCUUUCGCAUCAUGUAACAAAUGUAUGAUUGUAGUAUACUGCAAUAAUUGUAUUUUUUUUGUUUCUAAAUUAUUUUCCAAAAUGCUCCUCAAAAUAUGUUUUUCCUCUUGUGUAAUUUUUGCUCAAUGUAAAUAAAAUUGCUGUAGUUAACCCCAAUAAUAUUCUAGAGGUUUGUUGCUACUGUAAAAAAAUAAAAUAACUGAAGGAACAAAGAUGGACAAGAAUACUUUAUCAAGACAUUUUCUGAACUAUUAUCCUGUAUGGGAAGGAUUGGGUGACGGGACUGCCCUGUAAGUGGCAGCAAUGGUAUGUCUUUUUUAAAUAUGAUGCGUCAGCAAAUAAAGAGUUUUGAGUUGCUA